Messenger RNA from Prorocentrum cordatum, 162 nucleotides. The record is from the annotation of a GenBank genome assembly. Lineage: Eukaryota; Dinophyceae; Prorocentrales; Prorocentraceae.
GCCGCCGGCGUGCCCGACGCGGACCUGGAGGGCGCGCGCGCCACCCUGGCGAGCAUCCAGGGCAUGCUCGAGAGGCUCAGGUCCAGCACUGGCGACGUGGAGGCGCUCGAGGCCGCCAUCCGCGAGUGCCGCGGUGCCGGGCUGCCCGAGAGGGACCUGGAG